This is a messenger RNA of Geodia barretti, 1123 nucleotides long. Lineage: Eukaryota; Metazoa; Porifera; Demospongiae; Tetractinellida; Geodiidae. The record is from the annotation of a GenBank genome assembly.
AAUAAAGACACUCCAACCGCGCACGUUGAGCUGCUGUUCGGCGGAACACUACAGACAAAGCUUCUUUUCUGUGAGAAAAACAGAACUGCAGGAGAAAGAGGGCUAGAGAACGAAAGAUGUCCGGAGGAGGUGGAAAUUCGUACGAGGGACUGGUCUCCAAAGCGGACGACCUAGCCGACCGUUUCCUGCGCAAUUCGAAGCACUAUCUCCCGCACCUCGCUCGACUGUGCCUCGUGUCCACCUUUCUGGAGGACGGCCUGCGCAUGUGGUUCCAGUGGACGGAACAGAAAGACUACAUCAACCUGACGUGGAGGUGUGGAGAGUUCCUGGGCCACGCGUUUGUGGUGAUCAACAUGUUACUCCAGAUCAAUGGGUGCCUCAUGAUCCUCAUCAGGAAAUAUGUCACCAUUGCUGUGGGUAUGCUAUUUGGCAUCAUUCUUCUCCAGGUAAUGCAGCUAACGGCGUCCCCUGUGUAAUAUCAUGUGUAAGCAUGUGUUUCUUGCUUUUUGACAGACUGUGACUUAUACAGUGCUGUGGGACUUUCGUUUCUUCAUGCGUAACUUGGCUCUAGCAGGGGGCCUAGUUCUGCUGCUAGCUGAAGCCAACACGGAGGUGAAGACGAUGUUUGCUGGAGUCCCGAGCAUGGGCGGAAACCAGAAACAGAGCUAUCUCCAGCUCGCCGGCCGCGUUCUCGUCAUCUUCAUGUUCCUAACGCUCUUCAGCCUCGAGCUGUCCGUUUUCCGACUAGUUGAGCUGCUGAUCGGGUCCGUACUGGUCGUUUGUGUGGGCGUCGGCUACAAGACAAAGCUCUCGGCGCUCGUCCUAGUUGCCUGGCUCACUAUCACUAACUUCCUUCUGAACCCCUUCUGGCUCGUGCCCCACAACCGCAUCAUGCGUGACUUCAUGAAGUACGACUUUUUCCAGACCUUCUCUGUGAUUGGGGGGCUGCUGUUUGUGGUGGCUCUGGGGCCCGGCGGAGUGAGUGUGGACGAGCACAAGAAGGAAUGGUGAAAACUGGAUAGAUUUUCCUUUUCGUAGGCAUGAUCAUAGGAAUACAAAUCACAUUCAUCUUUUAUUGAAACAAUUUUUGGUUGAUUUCUGAUUCUCUGCUGCGUUUUUCGAA